CUCGCGCUAUCUUGCUAAAACGCAGAGAGUCUGAUUUCAGGCAAGGGAGAAGGGGAGAGGUAGCUAGCUUGGGAUGUCGGUAUCUUCGUGUGAAAUGGGGGACGAUCGACCUUUUGUGUGCACAGCCCCUGGCUGUGGCCAGAGGUUUACUAAUGAGGACCAUCUUUCAGUCCACAAACACAAGCACGAAAUGACCCUCAAGUUUGGUCCUGCCCGAACUGAUUCUGUCAUCAUUGCAGACCAGACACCCACACCCACUCGCUUCCUGAAGAACUGUGAAGAGGUCGGACUGUUCAAUGAACUCGCCAGCUCAUUUGAGCAAGAGUUUCGGAAAGCCCAUGAGGACGACCAGAGGUCUAAAAACCCGCUUCCUGCCCCUCAGGUUCCACCUCUGCAGACACCAUCUGAGGUGAAGGAAGAAGAUGAUGGGCCACUAGAAGUUGACUCCUCCCCUCCAGGAAGUCCUGACUCUACCUCCAGUAUGUCAGACAGCAGCAAAGAGCCAAUGGAGACUCCCCCAAAGCCAGUGGUGAGCUCUGCCCCCACUCCAACUAUUGUGCGUCCAGGUUCACUUCCUCUUCACCUUGGUUAUGACCCCCUGCACCCCACUCUACCAUCUCCAACGUCUGUCAUCACACAAACUCCGCCUUCCAACAGACAACUAAGUUCUCCAACAGGCUCCUUCCCUCUGGUAAUGCACCUCCCAAAUGGACAGACGGUCCCUUUGCUUCCCAGUCCAGUGCAGAUGCCCUCCGUCAUAUCUCUGGCCAGACCGCUGAACAUGGUUCCUAACAUCCCUGGGAUUCCUGGCCCACCGAUAAGUGGCACCAGUAGUGGCUCCUCGUCCCCAUCUGGGUACAGUCUGCACUCUGAUGCCAAAAUGCGACUGAAGGCAGCGCUGACCCAGCAGAACGGGGCUGGUGGGGGGACUGGGUCCAGCCCUGCUGUUCCUCAGAGACACGAACACAGCCAGCAGCCCAAUCAGCACUCUGAUGCACCCUCCCCUGCCCAGCCUCAGGUGUCUCCUGCUCAGCCAACGGGAGGCCGGCGGCGAAGGGGGGCGGAGACGGAUCCCGAUGAGAGGAGGCAGCGGUUCCUUGAGAGGAACAGAGCAGCAGCCUCACGCUGCCGACAGAAGCGGAAGGUCUGGGUCUGCUCCUUGGAGAAGAAGGCUGAGGACCUGGCCAACAUGAAUGUCUCUCUCACUAAUGAAGUGGGUUUGCUGAGGAACGAGGUGACCCAACUGAAGCAGCUUCUUCUGGCUCACAAAGACUGUCCUGUCACUGCCAUGCAGAAAAAGGCUGCUUAUCUCGCUGCAGGGGGAGAGGAGAGUUCCAGGGACCCGUCUGAGGCCACAGGCUCUCCCGCAGCAGUCAUCCAGCAUGGGCCCUCCACCCCCGCCCCCGCCCUCAGCCCACGGGCUACCAUCAACGGCCUGAGUGUCCGUGCUGCAGAGGCUGUUGCCAUGUCAGUCUUGGCUGGAAUGGGUGCGGGCCAGCCGGGUGGGGUUGUCAUGGCUACACAGUCUCAGCCAACCCCCAGAUGAUGUGCAGGCACAGGGAGUCAAUAAGAACUUAUUUGGCUUUUGGAAGCUGGACUGGGACAACUGUGUGUGUGUGUGUGUGUGUGUGUGUGUGAGAG
Molecule: messenger RNA, 1641 nt
Organism: Hypomesus transpacificus
Lineage: Eukaryota; Metazoa; Chordata; Actinopteri; Osmeriformes; Osmeridae
Gene: atf7b
Product: activating transcription factor 7b
Exons: 12
Coding region: 74-1546 (490 amino acids)
Biological process (GO): regulation of transcription by RNA polymerase II
Molecular function (GO): cAMP response element binding; DNA-binding transcription factor activity, RNA polymerase II-specific
Source: RefSeq, a predicted model, not a curated record